CAAAAAUCUUUAAUUCAAAAAGACUGAAAUCUAAGUUGUAUUUCUCCGAAGUUCCAAAAAUUAAUAUGGACAUUUUUAAAGCGAUAUAUCUUUCUACUAUUCUUUUCUUAUAAAGCAAUUCAAAAUGUGAAACUAUUUAUCGUGUCAAAAUUAAAUUGAUAGAUCACAAUCACAUGAUCGGGGAAAUGUAUCUGGAGUCGUUGAAAAACGUGGUAGCUGUUGCCUUUCUUGUAGUUCUACUCAUUAACGGCUAUAUCACUCAGUGUUCCUUCCAAGACUGCGUGGUUCCCGACGGAAGCACACUACACGAAAUGUGCCAUCUGACGUCCAGUUUCGUUGACUGUUUGAACAAGUCUUUUGUACAGAACAAUCAAUGUACUAUUCCGAUCAGAAAGGACUGGAGAAACAGAAUCGUACAAAUACAGCGACUUAUUCAAGACAAAGGAUGUUUUAAAAGCGGUCAAGUUGGACAUCUGGACAAACACACUAAUUUGACCUCCGUCACAGUGGUAUUGACCUGUGUCCUUGUGGCCCACACAGUAACGUCCAGCCUGUUUUUCUAGGCCAAUCCCAAAAGUGCACAAACAAAUACUUAUCGCAAUCGUUGGUCACGGCCGCGGUCACUCUUACAUUUAAAUAAACUACGUCCCUCCUGUUCCACUCCCCUCCCACCCUUUAACUUGACCAGUUUAUCUCAAGGGGACUAGCCCGAGGGCGGAAAACAAACAAUGUAAAUCAGGUGUGCAGAAAUCCACUUCAAUAUUGCAGUACUUACAGAAUAGGUAAUCCUGACUAGGAAGAUGAAUGGCCUUGUUCCUAGGGACUUCUUGAGUUCACUUCCUAACUUUCAAAGUGUUUCUAAAAAGUUGGAACAUGUUUUUCUCCCAUUUCCCAUUCUCGGAUCAAAUUAAAACUUUGCACAGUUAUUCAUUGAGCCUGACAAGACAUGAAUUAAUAAAAAAAAAGAAACAAAUUAAUUAUUCUUGGUGAUUAAUUAUUUUGUUUGAUAUGGAAAUAAGGGAAAUAAAUGCUACUUAAUUGGAGAUGUUGAUGUAUAUAUGGAUCUAAUUUCCUUAUAACGUUUUGACACGUUUUUUUUCUCCCACAUCCCCAUUCUUGGAUCAAGUAGAAAUUUGGAAUAAUUAUUCUUAGCUGAUAAAAUAAUUAAUCAUCAAUAAUUAAUUAACUAAUUAGUUAAGUAUGUAUUGAUACACGUCUUGUCAAGUAACAUGAAUAAUUGUGCGAAUUUUCAACUUGAUCCGAGAACGUUCAAACUUUUUACCAGGCAGACAAAUAGACAGACAGAAAGACAGUGUGCAUUGAUAUAAACUUUGUAAAUAUUCACUAUUGUGAAAGUUGAAAAGAGGAGACUAGCAAAACACGUGAGGCAGAAAAGAUGUGUAUAUUUUAAGUGAAGAACAUCUUGUUUAAAUUAUCAUUUCAAAUGUGUUUCAAUUGACAUCUCCUUUUAAGCUG
Messenger RNA from Biomphalaria glabrata, 1476 nucleotides. RefSeq lists its product as uncharacterized. The coding region runs from base 174 to 563 and encodes 129 amino acids. NCBI's taxonomy places the organism in Eukaryota, Metazoa, Mollusca, Gastropoda, Planorbidae. The record is from RefSeq and is a predicted model, not a curated record. The transcript is spliced from 4 exons.